Molecule: messenger RNA, 4807 nt
Organism: Nymphaea colorata (pocket water lily)
Lineage: Eukaryota; Viridiplantae; Streptophyta; Magnoliopsida; Nymphaeales; Nymphaeaceae
Exons: 10
Coding region: 110-1702 (530 amino acids)
Biological process (GO): translational initiation
Cellular component (GO): eukaryotic translation initiation factor 3 complex; cytoplasm
Molecular function (GO): translation initiation factor activity
Source: RefSeq, a predicted model, not a curated record
CGUCAUCGGACUGCUUUGCGGGUUGGGGCUUCCUGGUGCUUCCUCUUCCUCUUCUUCCCUCUCUCUGUGUCUCUCCCUCUGUCAUCGUCAUCCAAUCGAGCGGGCGGAAAUGGCGUACGAGAGCAGCGGAGGCUACGGGAGGGACUACGACGACGUGUACGACGACGGGGUGGGGAUUCCGUCGUCGCAGCAGGAUGCCUCCUCCUACGACCCAUCGUACGUUCCCGACGCCGUCCGGACGUUCGUCGUGAUACUGUAUCGCCACAUCAGGGAGAAGAACGUCUAUGAGAUCCACCAGAUGUACGAGGGGAGCUUCCAGAAGCUGAGCGAACGGAUGUUCAGGGAGACGCCGUGGCCGGCCGUCGAGGCCAUCGCCCCCUUCGUCGACAACGACCACGUCUUCUGCCUACUCUACCAGGAGAUGUGGUUCCGCCACCUCUACGCUCGUCUGUCGCCGACGCCCCGCCAGCGCGUCGACUCCUGGGACAAUUACUGCAGCCUCUUCCAGGUCGUGCUCCAUGGCGUCGUCAACAUGCAGCUUCCCAACCAGUGGCUCUGGGACAUGAUCGACGAGUUCAUCUACCAGUUCCAGUCCUUCUGCCAGUACCGUGCCAAGCUCAAGAGCAAGACUGAACAUGAGAUCGCCCUCCUGAAGCAGUUUGAUCAGGCAUGGAACGUUUAUGGAGUUCUUAACUUUUUGCAAGCUCUGGUUGAGAAAUCCAAUAUCAUAAAUAUAUUGGAAAGUGAAAAGGCUGGCCUAGAACAGUUCACUGCUACGGAUGGGUAUGAUUACAGUGGUGGAAGCAAUGUCCUUAAGGUGCUGGGCUAUUUCAGCAUAGUGGGGUUGCUCCGAGUCCACUGCCUUCUCGGUGAUUAUAGCACUGGUCUUAAAUGUUUGACACCCAUUGAUAUCAGUCAGAGUGGUGUUUAUACAUCUGUUAUUGGAAGCCAUAUAACUACAAUUUAUCAUUAUGGCUUUGCAAACCUCAUGUUGCGGAGAUAUGUUGAUGCAAUGCGUGAGUUCAAUAAGGUUCUAUUAUACAUUAUGAAGACCAAACAGUAUCAUCAGAAAUCUCCACAAUUUGAUCAGAUUUUGAAGAAGAAUGAGCAAAUGUAUGCCUUAUUAGCUAUUUGUCUCUCAUUGUGUCCACAAUUGAAGCUCGUAGAUGAGAGUGUUAACAGCCAACUGAGGGAGAAGUAUGGUGAGAAAAUGGCCAGGAUGCAGAGGUACGAUGAUGAUGAGGCCUAUGCAUUAUAUGAUGAGCUUUUUUCAUAUGCUUGUCCAAAGUUCAUCACCCCAUCAGUGCCAAAUUACGAGGAGCCGUUGGUCAAUUAUAACCAGGAUGCUUAUAGGUUGCAGUUGAAGCUUUUCCUUUAUGAAGUGAAGCAGCAGCAACUGUUGUCGGGUGUUCGCAGUUUCUUGAAAUUGUACACAACCAUCUCAAUUGGGAAGCUUGCGACUUACAUGGAGGUGGAUGAGUCAACUUUAAGGACAAUAUUGAUGAGUUACAAGCAUAAAAUGCAUGUUGUUGGCAAUGACGGAAAGGUUCUCUCAAAUGCGGAUAUUGAUUUCUAUAUCAAUGAGGAUACCGUACAUGUUGUUGAAUCCAAGUCAGGAAAGCACUAUGGUGACUUUUUCUUGCGUCAGAUUCUCAAGUUCGAAGAAAUAAUUGGUGAGAUGGACAGAAUAAAGCUGGACUGAGCAUCUGUUCUGCAAGAGUCUUCUUUCAGGAUUCCAUACGGCGGCCUUGUUCUUCUGAAGCCACCUGUUCUUAGUUCUACCAUUAUUUUAGUUAACAGAAAUAUUUUGUUCUUCAAUUUUGAUGAGAAAUCUUUUCCUUAGUUUCUCUCUCUUCUGUGUUCCUUUGAACCAAAAUCCCUGCAAUGUUGCUUGAUUUUGUUGAAAAUGCAAAAUAUAGUAUGGUGUCGGCGGUGUUUGUGAUGGAUUCUCUCAUGCAACGAAUUCUGAUUUCUGCUUUGAGCGCGCGGUUUUGUGGAGUCGUCGAAUCCUCAAGAACAGGUUUUGGGAAUGGCGGAGUAUGCUGAGAGUGAGACCCAAACCCGAAUAUUGAUUCGAACUCGGGUGCGCUCAAGCGGGUUGAAUAUCCGAGAUCACUUGAAAUUAUUGGCGGUUGCAACUUGCAACGAGUCUGCAGAAGAAAGGCAUCCGUUGGGGCCGUUGACGCGUGGAGUCAUCUGACCCGUCAGGAUAAGUAAAAGAAAUCUGGACCGUCCGUAGAAUUAUGGAAUCCUUGCCGUUGAUUUUACGCGACCGGCUCCCUUAAAGCCACACCAUUCCUUGGCUAUCCUCACGCCCUGGUUUCAUUCGGCUCGUCGGCGAGGGUUUCCACUGCUGCAAAGGUUGGCGGCAUCAUCUUCUGCGGUCAUGGAGGCGGAUCGGUGGCGCCGGAAUCUCUCUUUAGUCUUUCCUCCUCGUGCCUCUCCUCUGUCUCGCCAUGGGGGAUUUUUCUUGCCUCAACAUGGGGGAGUAGUUGGAUAAAGGUUUCUGCUGGUUGACGGACGAAGCUGACGAGUAACGAGUUCCAUUGCUUCACUGGAGGCUUAUUUACCUUUAAGAUGUAGCGAUUGGCGUCCAGGUUUGAUGCCUGGAAAAUGAUGGUCCAUCGUUCCUGCAAGGGUUGUUUGUGGAUGUGUCUGUAAGGUGUCUGGAUAUAUGUUAUAUGUCCUCUGUGCCUGGUCGACAAAAGCGGACGAUGAGGGGAUAUCUGGUUUGGCAGGUGUGCCAGUCGUUGUGUGUUUUGAGGCUGUGCCUUUGCGGGUGCGCUUGCGGGCCAGCCAAAAAAUUUAAUAAAAAUUUUCCUUUUUUUGGGGGAGGGUUUCGCAGGGCGUUCUUGCCCGGGCCCUCUCGUGUGCGUGUGUGCUGUCUCUCUCUCUCUCUCUUUCUCUCCUCUCUUCUCUCCCUUUCCCUCUCCCCUGCCAGUCUAAUGCCAUCGCGAAUUCUGACCACUUCCAGACCCUAUGUGGACUUCUCGAGUCAUCUAUCGUUCAGCGCUUCUCAUCACAUCGUGGUGCACAGGUAUGCGUGUGUUUGUUGCUGUUGAUCGCAAAGUUUCAUUCUGCCUUAUUUGGGAGCACAAUGAUUAUCUUAUUACACAUUGAGUAUUUAAGUUGGGUAAAAUAUGAAAUUGUGGGACAAUGCAGGCUUUUGCAUAUUCAUUGGUUUUGAAAAGUCUAUAUAUUAUAUCAUGACCAUAUGAGAAUGAUGAUAGAUAAGCUCUUCAACAUGGAGUUGCACUUCGAUACCAUUUUGUUCUUCAGUUUAUUGUCAGGAUAAAGAUCUUGAACAUGGUGUUGCACUGGGGCAUUAUUUUGUUUUUCAGUUCAUAGUCAGGCAUGCUAAACCUGUUCAACAUACCGUGGCAAUUGUUCCUCUUCGCUUCACAAUCACGCAGCGUAUGAUAAACUGACUUGCACCGAUUUUUGGGCCACCAAUAUUUGCCUCAUGUUAUCCUGAAAAUGAUUCUCGCAUUCAGAUUUGGUGCACGGUUCAAAUGCACUCAUCUUGGUUCACCAUCUAAUACUUGCCUUCAUCUUGCUCAUUGCUUUAGGGGCAAAUUAAGGCUUUCAUUUGUUUUUGCUUGUUGGCCCUUUGGUGCCCUUUGUUUUGUUGUAUAUUGUUUUGUCGUCCUUUGGUAUUGGGAGCAAGUGGUCUUGGUGGCGCAGCACUUUGUAAAUAGGAGGAGGAUGAUUGGACUUGCCGCGAAGCCGUUUGUCUCUUGGACUUGCUGCCGUGGCUGUUGCGGCAGUUUGUAUUGCUGAUGCUGGAUCCUGAUACUUGGAGUUGCUGCUAUGGCUGUUAGGAGGAAAAUGUAUUUCUAAUGCUGGAUCAUGAUGCGUGGACGGUGCCUGCAGAAGGCGAAGGAGACCUGUCUGAGUAAAUUUGCUUUUUGAAAUGAUCUGUAUGUGUGAAGGGGCUGUGCUUUCGCAGGUGCCCUUGCGAAGGACCUGCUCAGUCUUUAAUGAAAUUUGCUGUUAUUUUGGCGGGGGAGGGCUCACCUGGUCCUUGGGGACGCCUGUCUUCGGCUGCCCGUCCUCAUGCUUUUUCUUUUUCCCUGUUACCUAUUUUUUGAUUUGCAUACAAGAAUUUGAGGAUCAUGAUUUACUCAGGUUUUUUCGACCGUUCCUGCUCCUAUAGUAAAAAUUGUUUGCAGAUUGAAGUUUGUACUUUCCCAUGCCGAAUGACUGCUACCAUGUCCGUUUAUUUGUAGGAACUGCCAUCAGCUGCCUGUCGCACCGUCUUCACAAGAUUCGAAACAUUCAUCAAGGAAUAAUUUUUUACGAAUUCCAUACGUGCUUGUGUUGACUAUGUAAGAUUCCUCAAAGGUGUUCUUGUGAAGCUACUGGACGGCUGCUUUGAUAACUCUCCACUCCUCCUGCCGGGUGAUUUUGCCUCUUUCGUCGCCGUAAAUGCUUGCGCUGAAGUUUGGAGAGGGCGGGAGCCUAAGCUAGUCCACCAGAAAUGGCCGUGUGCACGAGCUGAUGGUGCCAAAUAAUAUUCAUCCAAAAGCCGAACUUUUACUUGAUCAAACAAAUCCCAUAUCUUCUACCAGUCGCGUGCUCAAGAGUUUGGAUGGUGGAAAUAAUAUGCUCUCUUGAAAUGAGAAGUUUUACCUGGAAUCCAUGACCUGUGCCUGCCGUAUGCUAGAGCGGAUGAGUCAAAUGACAUGACUUAUUGUAACAAAGUUUCUCUUGGUUUGGCGAUUCUCAUGUUUUGUAGCAUGCAUCAGACUGCUUAUGGUUGAAAAUGUAUCAAUUCUUUUAUCAAUUGAUGUACCCCUUAUUCGUA